Messenger RNA from Linepithema humile (Argentine ant), 1867 nucleotides. RefSeq names its product class A basic helix-loop-helix protein 15-like. Gene Ontology annotation, molecular function: protein dimerization activity; DNA-binding transcription factor activity, RNA polymerase II-specific; E-box binding. Lineage: Eukaryota; Metazoa; Arthropoda; Insecta; Hymenoptera; Formicidae. Gene Ontology annotation, biological process: sensory organ development; axon development; positive regulation of transcription by RNA polymerase II. The record is from RefSeq and is a predicted model, not a curated record. Gene Ontology annotation, cellular component: nucleus.
GAGGAUCCGCGUGGGCGAAUUACGUCAUACGCCCACCUGUAGCCCGCUCAUAUAUAUAGACGUUGAAAUACUGUAUAUACAAGGUGUGCGCGAAGGGAUUACAUUCGUGAUUCACUCUUUCCGCCUAUUUCUUAUAAUUAGUAAGAGACAUUACAAAGCACAAACUAAACGCAAUUGCUUGGAAUAACUACACGUUUUUACAAACUAUAUCGAUAAAGCCAUGCAAAAAUCUUUUCGAAAAAAAUUAGCACCGACCGCGAAGUUAUAAUUUAUACAAAUUGAAAUGUUCUUAAUUGGAGUGUGUUGAAUAUCAACAUCAAUAUUUGUUAUCCUCACAUUAUGAAAGAAUGCAUUGUACGAAUAGGAAACAUACAAGGUGAAUUUAUGAUACAGCGAUUAGAAGUGGUUGAAAGUAAGAGGGAGAAGAAAAAAGACACAGGGUAUAUAAUAAAAUACCGGGGGUGGAAGGCGGCGCCGGCCGCACCCCGGCGUCGCGACGUCAGUCGUCGUUCCAGCGUGGCUCAACAAGUACACGCGGCGCCGAGUGCCACGGAUUCAAAUUUCGCAAAUUUCUGACGUGACUUCAUUCUGUAGCUAUUUAACAUUAAAAUGCACUAAAUCGACGAAUAUAUCGUUAACCGCGAGAAGAGGAUCGCAAAUUAUCUUUCACAGGGAUUAAUCAACGAUCUAAGUCAACAUUGGCAAAAAGAAAAAGAAAAGUACUAUGCGGUCUAAAGUGACGAACGAGAAUACUUGGGAGACAAAGUGGGCUACUGAAUCAUCGCGAAGCGGUAGGAGCUUGCGGCGGGCGACAAAAAGGACGGAAUCAUCGGGAUUGAAAUUGUCAAAACCCACCAGGGGAAACACCGCACGAGAGAGGACUCUCAGGAGGCUAGAGAGCAAUGAACGAGAACGUAUGCGGAUGCACAGCUUAAACGAUGCAUUUCAGUCUUUACGCGAAGUGAUCCCGCAUGUUACCAAAGAGAGACGGCUCUCGAAGAUCGAGACACUGACUCUGGCGAAAAAUUAUAUAGUGGCCCUUACGGAUGUGAUAUGCGCCAUGAGAAGCGAGGAACAACCGAAGGAUCAGCAGACAAGUGGAUCCGAAUCUCAAGAUUCGUCAAACAGCGAACAGCGAUCGGAAUCGACCGCUAUUCACGUAAAUAUUCCCAUUACCUCCAGAUCCUGCAACUCAGAAUCUCAGAAUUUUUAUCAGAGUGAUCAUUCGCGAUAAGAGAACGGUUGUAGCAACAUUACAGCUCUUUAAAAAAAUCACGGCGAUAAACAAUAUUGAAAUGAAGUACGAAUUAAGAUCUUUACAAGUGGCACUUCGGCUAGUCUUCCUUCGGUUAAGCUUCCUUUCUUUAUCAUGCAUGCGUUUACAUUUCAAAGAGCUAUUCAAUUCUAGAGCUACCUAAACCAUAGCAGAAUUAAUGAUGUAUUUUACGACUGACAUAAUAAUCUAAGGAAAAUACUAAAUGUGCCAAAGAAAAUAGUAUUCAUCGCAAGAACGAAUAAAAGAAGAUAAUAUUAUAUAAAUAUUAAUAUAGUAAUAUUUAUAGUAUUUUAUUUCGUAUACAAUGUUAUUUAGAGAGAAAUGCAUUCCACAAAGUAAAUGUUUGUUAUAUAUGAAGAAUCUUGGAAAGUUGCUAGAUUUUUUGUGUGCAUUUGCGAAUAAGUGAGAAAAGUAUAAAAUUUUAUUUUUUUAUAAAUAAUUUUACAACAAAUUCUAGUUAUUUAUUACAAAUUACUUUGUGAACCUUUAAUACGUUAUUAAAGUGUAAACGACAAACACGGGCUACUUGUAAUAAAUAAUUUAUAUAUAUAUUUACUAUAUACAAUAUAUAUUAUGAUAUAAUAUAUAUAA